AUGGCAGAUCCAUACAACACUUACUCACACUCAACGCCUGCGCCGAGCGGGGUUGGCUACUACCCACCAGAGGAUCAGCCGCAGUACCCGGAAUAUGGCCACCAGCAGCCAUAUGGGAACCAAGAGACAUAUCAUAACUCUGGAUCAGAGCAAUACAACCCCGGAUCAGAGCCUUAUGAGCCCACUCCAAACCCAAACCAAACCUAUGCUCCACAGCAAAGUUCAUAUCACCUCGCGCCCGAGCCAUAUGGAUCCUCCAUGGAGAGAAGCUAUACGCCGACAGGGCAGCCAGACUACCUUGGGCCAGUGACUCCGACAGGAUACGAACAUGUGCAAGACAAAAUCCCCGAGAACGCAGGAUACUACAAUGACCAUCCAGCAGACCAACCACGGUACACACCCUCAGGUAGUCCCCACCCUCCCGCCGUUCAUGUAUCGGAGCCAGAGGAUUCCCAACGCAAUGGCGAACAGCGCUCCGAUACUGACACCGAUACUGACCGGGGUAUGGACCGUGGGAUUGGGGGUUCGCUCGCUGGCGGCGUGGCGGGCUAUUACCUCGGUCAUAAGAAGGAACAUGGCUUGCUGGGUGCGAUUGGUGGUGCUCUACUCGGGAACUUUCUGGAGGACAAAGUGAAGGAUCACAAGAAAAAUGACGAUGAUAGCGAACAUGAGCAUGAUCACGAUGAUCAUCAUCGCCGUCGUCGUCAUCACCAUCACCACCACCACCAUGGCCAUGGCCAUGGCCAUCGCAGCCAUUCGAGGGACAGUAGUCAUAGCGGUCAUAGCGGGCACUCUCAUAGUUCUCGUCACACCAGCUACUCAAGGCACCGCCAUGAGGAUGAAUACUGA
This is a messenger RNA of Penicillium expansum, 849 nucleotides long. RefSeq lists its product as uncharacterized. The record is from RefSeq and is a predicted model, not a curated record. Gene Ontology annotation, cellular component: outer membrane. Lineage: Eukaryota; Fungi; Ascomycota; Eurotiomycetes; Eurotiales; Aspergillaceae. The coding region runs from base 1 to 849 and encodes 282 amino acids. The transcript is spliced from 2 exons.